Rhinolophus ferrumequinum (greater horseshoe bat) is the source of this 1299-nucleotide messenger RNA. RefSeq names its product DPY30 domain containing 1 (gene DYDC1). Gene Ontology annotation, cellular component: Set1C/COMPASS complex. The transcript has 6 exons. The record is from RefSeq and is a predicted model, not a curated record. Lineage: Eukaryota; Metazoa; Chordata; Mammalia; Chiroptera; Rhinolophidae. The coding region runs from base 400 to 906 and encodes 168 amino acids.
UGGCACCCACUCGUAUCCGCCGCGCGUUCUCGCCCUCGCUCCCGCGCUCCUCAGCUCACCCGCGCUCGAGCCCCCUCCUCUCUGCUGCGCGUCCCCCACGUCCCGACCCUCCACUCUCAGGUCACCAGCCCGUGCUCGCGUUUGUCUUUGCCGAGCGCCUCAUUCCCACCCCAGGCAAGCGCGCUCGCUGCCUAGCGACGGGACACGACUCGCCGGUUGAGGGUAGGCGCGUGCGCCAGGCGUGCGUGUGACAGCGCAGGCGCCCUUUGGGAGACCGGGUCUUAGGGGUUGGCUGGGGUCUGGCUGCGCAGGCGGUUUGGGCCGUGGGACCUUGGCGUGGUGUAGGGCGCAGGCGGUGCCCAGGCUCCCCGAGCCCAGCGAGGAACUCAGGAGUUAGAAAUGGAGUCAGCAUAUCUUCAAAAGCACCUUGGGGCUUGUCUAACUCAAGGUCUUGCAGAAGUAGCAAGAAUUCGCCCAGUGGAUCCAAUAGAAUAUUUAGCAUUGUGGCUUUACAAGUAUAAGGAAAAUGUGACCAUGGAGAAACUGAGAGAAAAAGAAAUGGCGGACUUGGAGCGUGAAAGAGAACUUGCUCUGAUGGAGCAGGAAAUGAUGGAGAGACUUAAAGCAGAGGAGCUCAUGUUUCAGCAGCAACAACUGGAGUUGGAAAUGCAAGAAAAAGAGAGACAGAGACUAGAAGAAUUACAGAGAGAUCAAGAACUUUUGGAAAAGGAUAUAGCAGCAGACUCAGGCAAGACACUCGCUGAAAUCAGUGACCGAUACGGGGCACCUAACCUGAGCAGAGUGGAAGAGGUUGACGAAUCAAUACUGUCUGAUGUAAAUUCUGUGCUCACCUCCUCCCACAACCACAUCAAAUUUACAACUAAACUACAGAAAAAACAUCAUUGACAAUCAUCUGAAAUCUAGCUGAACAGAAGUCCUACAACUAAGGACAUACCGAAGAAGCCACCUCAAGAGUGAUAGGAGGGGCAGAAUCUCGGAAUGGGCUGGCACACUGCUAGAAUGGGUGGUUAAAAAUCAAGAGUGAUAUCUCGAGGUGGAGGUCCCCCCUGUGGAUCAAGGGGUACCCACCCCACACCAGGCUCCCAAGUCCAGGUUUCCAGUGCCAGGAAAAGAAGUCCCCAUCACUUCUGGCUGUGAAAACUACUGGAGAUUGUGGCUAAGUGAGAUGAAAGGCUCCUGGAGUUUCAGGUAUUCCUUGUUAAACAGCCUCCACAUAGACUUACUCACUGAUGGACUCACUCACUCUGAGCCCCAACCCUGGGACAGCAGCUUGAAAGG